Messenger RNA from Sipha flava (yellow sugarcane aphid), 1558 nucleotides. Its product is annotated as methyltransferase-like protein 22. Bases 303 to 1157 code for a protein of 284 amino acids. The record is from RefSeq and is a predicted model, not a curated record. Gene Ontology annotation, cellular component: nucleus. Gene Ontology annotation, molecular function: protein methyltransferase activity. Gene Ontology annotation, biological process: protein methylation. Lineage: Eukaryota; Metazoa; Arthropoda; Insecta; Hemiptera; Aphididae. The transcript has 7 exons.
UAAUUGUCGUGUACGUCUCGCGUAUCGUUUUCACUGUUACUCUCUCACUCGCCCUUCGUCCGUCCGUCGAACCAUCUUUCUCGGUCCGCGUCUUCCGUCUCGCGCACGGAACUUAUACUGAACUUGCACAAGAUUACGACUAUUUUGUCAAUUAUUACUAUCGAUUUUACUGCGAAAUUUUUUUAUUUUUUUAUUUUUGUUCAUUUCAUUAGAUUCGUGUUCGAAAUUGGACCGACGACUCGAUUGUGGAACAUAUAACCGUGUUCACAGUACCACAUGAAUAGGUAUCUAUAUUAACCGUUAUGGAAACUACUAAGCCAAACACGUACACUAUACAAUCGGAAUUAUUGCAAGAAAUGAAUAAGGAACAAGGACUUGACGAUUGCCUUGAAAGUGUUAGGAGUUUAUUUCGAUUCAAAUGGGAACUUGAACCCUGUUUGAAACAAUUAUCCGUAGAUGAAGAUGGAGAUUUAAUAGUACAAAGAAGUCCAUUCUCCAAGAGUAUCACAAUAGAGCAUAUAAAUAGGACUUCAUUAAAUAUGGUUGGUAUGCAAGUAUGGCGAAGCGCUUUAUUAAUGGGUGAUUUCAUACUAGAUAACAGACAUAUUUUUACCAAUGACCAAGUUGUAUUGGAACUUGGCUCAGGAGUUGGAUUGACUGGUAUUGUAACAGCCAUGUGUUGUAAAGAAGUAAUUUUUACAGAUAUUAAUAAUAAAGAUAUAUUAUCUACAAUUGAAAAAAAUAUAAAUUUAAAUAAAGAUUUAAUAAUCAGUUGUACAACAGUGAUCCCAUUAAAUUUCAACGAAUCUCAGUUACCUGAUGCACUAAGGAAAAAACUACCAAAAGUCAAUAUUAUAAUAGCAGCAGAUGUGAUAUACGAUAAUGAUAUUACAGAACAUUUUGUCAAUACCUUAAAAAAAAUAAUGUCUAUACCUCCCAGAAAAAUUGCUUAUAUAGGAAUGGAAAAAAGAUAUGUGUUUAGUUCAAUCGAUUUGGAAGUAUGUGCACCUUGUUUUGAAUACUUCAGCGAGCUGUUAACACAAAAUAAUGAUUGGUGUCAAGUAGAAUUAUUAGAUUGUAAUUUUUCACAAUAUUUCCAAUACCGCAAAGUUAAAGAAUUAGUGAUAUUUAAAUUAACUGCCAAUAAUUACAUGUAAAACAAUAAUAUAAAACGGAUUAUAAUAAAUAUCGUAUGAUUAAAAAAACAAAAUGUUUAUUUAUUUGUAUGUAUACUCAUAAUGCUCAGACCGUUUUGUAAACUUAAUAUUAUAAUCAAACCAAUAUAAAUAUAUACAUGUAUUAUUCAAAUAUUUCGUGUAUAUUUUUAAAAUUUACUUUUGCCCUUUCACGCAUAAUUUAUAUGCAACAAGUUAUCCAACAUCCUAGUUCAUAAUUUGAUAUACCGAAAAUUUCUUACAGCUUUCAUUUCAUUUACACAUUUUACAUAUUUCCAUAAUAUUUUUAAGUAUUUUAAUUUAUUUUACAUCCACUAAUAACAGAAUCACUCUAACCGUUGUAGUUACUGGAAUGUUUCUAAAGAUUGGAUUUUUUUUUAUAU